This is a messenger RNA of Helianthus annuus (common sunflower), 635 nucleotides long. RefSeq lists its product as uncharacterized. NCBI's taxonomy places the organism in Eukaryota, Viridiplantae, Streptophyta, Magnoliopsida, Asterales, Asteraceae. The record is from RefSeq and is a predicted model, not a curated record. The transcript has 3 exons. The coding region runs from base 133 to 582 and encodes 149 amino acids.
UUGCACUCCAGUGAGCCUGGGUAAAAGCAGAUUUAUAGGUGUUGGCCCUAGAAACUAUAGACUUUUGACGGAUCCAUUUGUUUCAAGAUGGAUGCACCAUAUUGUGGUGAAUUUGGUUAUUGAUUCAGAUUUAUGUCUAGUUCGGGCUCAGGAGGAGAAAUUGUUGGGGUAGGUCCUUCAAAUUGGCAAAAAGCAUGUUUUGUGCCGGCUAAAGCAGAUACUAUUGUGGUGGCAUUUAGAAUGUGGCUAAAGAAAUAUGCGGGUGGUCAAAUCAACUGGGGAACCAAAUUUAGUGGAUCUCUUCCAUCCAUCCUUUCUAGAGAACAACUAAUGGACAGGUCUGCAAUGGUGCAUAUAAAGGUUUUAAUACGCUUAAGAUCUCUCUUCAGGUGCUUUCGGUUGCUUCAUUGGCUAUUAUGGCUACAAUUAAAUCAAUUGCCGAAAGAAAUACACUUGCAGCUGCUUCAAUUUUGUGCUUUGUGGGAUCAAAAUGGUUGUCACACUUCAUUUACAAAACCUUCCAUUUUCAUGACUACAAUCACGCCUAUAAAUGAACGUUUUCAUGUAAUAUUAUCAUUGUAAAAAAAAAAUCGUGUGAUUCCUUAUUAUGAAUAAUAUGAUUGAGGACACAAACU